GCAGGUGAGUUUAGUUUGGGGAUGUGAAUACAAUGAGUGUAAACCAGCAAGCUCACACAGGGCCUCCUUACGGGCAACCUCAGCCUGGAUAUCAGGGAUACCAGCAGCCUGCCUACGGAGGACAGCCAUUGCCAGGGGUUCCUCAGUCGCAGUAUGGAGUUUAUAAUGGUCCGAUGCCAGGAUAUCAACAGCCAGUCCCUCCACAAGGUUACUUUGCUUCCUUGGGGUUCCCUUUGAAGGGCUCUCCUGUAUCUAACUCUGACAAUUCUUCUCUUGCACCUAAUUUCAUAGGUUCAUUAAGAGCCCCUCCAACAUCUGGAGCUCCCCCUCCAGCCUCUGGAUCAUCUCUUCCUUCUGGCCACCUGGCAUACAGUCAGUUUGGACACGGAGAUGUGCAGAAUGGGAUCCCGGCCUCAGCAGCCCCGAUGCAGAGGCCACCUGCUUCUCAGCCGUUUCUGCCAGGCUCAGCACCCACGCCUGUCAGCCAGACAUCUACGUUCCAGCAAUAUGGUCCCCCCCCAGCCAGUGUACAGCAGCUCAGCAAUCACAUGGCAGGGAUGACAAUUGGCAGUACUACAGCCUCUGCUCCUCCCCCAGCUGGACUGGGCUAUGGUCCCCCAACAUCGGUUCCCCCAGUCUCAGGAAGCUUUAGUGCAACAGGAUCUGGUCUCUACACACCUUACACUGCGAGCCAAGGACCCCCUCCUCCCAGCGUGUCUCAGGGUCUUCCUUUGGCACAGUCUCCGUUUCCUGGUCAACCAAUAUCAACUCAGCGCCUACCUACUCAAGUCCCUGGUUUUGCCCCACCUCCCUCUUCUACAGGGAUUGGACCUUCCUCUUACCCUCCUACCACGGGUGCCCCAAGGGCACCCUCCAUGCCAGGCCCACCGCUGCCUGGGCAGACAGUUGCUGGACCAUCAGCAUCUCAGCCUAAUCACGUAUCCUCACCACCACCUCCAUCAACUAUGACAGGGCUGCACCCUGGGCCUCCCAUGAGUGGCCUCCGUGGACCACCUCCUCCUACUCAUCCUCCUCAGCCAGGUUACCAAAUGCAGCAGAACGGUUCUUUUGGGCAGGUGAGGGGUCCCCAACCAAACUAUGGAGGAGCCUAUCCAGGAGCACCAAAUUAUGGAAGUCAACCCGGACCUCCACCUCCACCAAAACGCUUGGAUCCAGAUUCCAUUCCUAGCCCUAUUCAAGUGAUUGAAGACGACAGAAAUAACUGUGGGUCAGAACCAUUUGUCACUGGAGUGAGAGGGCAGGUCCCACCUCUUGUUACUACUAAUUUCUUGGUUAAAGAUCAAGGUAACGCAAGCCCCCGCUACAUAAGAUGCACAUCUUACAAUAUUCCCUGCACCUCAGAUAUGGCCAAACAGUCCCAAGUUCCCUUAGCUGCUGUCAUAAAGCCACUGGCUACUCUGCCCCCAGAAGAGACUCUUCCUUAUUUGGUAGACCAUGGAGAAUCCGGUCCUGUCCGAUGUAAUAGGUGCAAGGCCUACAUGUGCCCUUUUAUGCAAUUCAUUGAGGGUGGAAGGAGGUUCCAGUGUUGUUUCUGCAGCUGUGUCACUGAGGUGCCACCUCACUAUUUCCAGCAUUUGGAUCACACUGGAAAGCGAGUAGACUUCUAUGAUCGACCUGAGUUAUCACUAGGGUCUUACGAAUUUCUAGCAACAGUUGACUAUUGCAAGAACAACAAAUUUCCCAGUCCACCUGCUUUCAUUUUCAUGAUUGAUGUGUCCUACAAUGCUGUGAAGAGUGGCUUAGUGAGGCUAAUAUGUGAAGAACUGAAGUCACUCCUAGACUACCUGCCCAGGGAAGGCAACAUGGAAGAAUCAGCCAUUCGAGUCGGCUUUGUCACCUACAACAAAGUGUUACACUUCUAUAACGUGAAGAGCUCGCUGGCACAGCCACAAAUGAUGGUUGUCUCCGAUGUGGCAGAUAUGUUUGUGCCACUCCUUGAUGGCUUUCUGGUGAACGUGAACGAGUCCAGGACAGUUAUUGUCAGUUUGCUGGACCAGAUUCCAGAAAUGUUUGCAGACACAAGAGAAACAGAAACUGUUUUUGCACCUGUGAUUCAGGCAGGACUGGAGGCACUGAAGGCAGCCGAGUGUGCUGGCAAGCUCUUCAUUUUCCACACCUCUCUGCCCAUCGCAGAGGCUCCAGGGAAGUUAAAGAACAGGGAUGAUAAGAAACUGAUCAACACAGAUAAGGAGAAGACUUUGUUUCAACCACAGACAAGCUUUUACAACAACUUGGCCAAGGACUGUGUGGCCCAGGGCUGCUGUGUGGAUCUGUUUCUGUUUCCAAACCAGUAUUUGGAUGUGGCGACACUAGGUGUAGUAACUUACCAGACGGGAGGCUCCAUCUAUAAGUAUGCGUAUUUCCAGCUGGAGACAGACCAGGAUAGGUUCCUGAAUGACUUGAGAAGGGAUGUCCAGAAAGAAGUUGGAUUUGAUGCCGUAAUGAGAGUGCGCACAAGCACAGGUAUUCGAGCAACUGACUUCUUUGGAGCUUUCUAUAUGAGCAACACAACUGAUGUAGAGAUGGCAGGUUUGGACUGUGAUAAAACAAUCACAGUGGAAUUCAAGCAUGAUGACAAACUGAGUGAAGACAGUGGUGCUCUCCUUCAGUGUGCUCUGUUAUAUACAAGUUGUGCAGGACAGCGACGACUCCGCAUUCACAACCUCUCCUUAAACUGUUGCACGCAGCUUGCUGACCUCUAUCGAAACUGUGAGACAGACACACUCAUCAAUUACUUGGCUAAAUAUGCAUAUCGUGGAGUUCUGAGUAGUCCAGUGAAGACUGUACGAGAUGCACUGAUCAGCCAGUGUGCCCAGAUCCUAGCUUGCUAUCGAAAGAACUGUGCUAGUCCCUCGUCUGCUGGCCAGCUGAUCCUCCCUGAAUGCAUGAAGCUGCUUCCUGUGUACUUGAAUUGUGUGUUGAAGAGCGACGUCCUUCAGCCUGGUCCGGAGGUCACAACGGAUGACCGUGCCUACAUUCGUCAGUUAGUCACAUCCAUGGAUGUGGCAGAAACAAACGUUUUCUUUUACCCCCGGCUUUUGCCCCUGACCAAAGCAGAUGUUGACAGUGACUCCUUGCCAGCAGCAAUCCGGAACUCAGAGGAACGUCUCUCCAAGGGUGACAUAUACCUGCUGGAGAAUGGGCUGAACAUUUUUGUGUGGGUGGGAGUCAACGUGCAGCAAGGCCUGAUCCAGAACCUCUUUGGAGUGUCAUCUUUCAGUCAGAUUAGCAAUGCCUUGAGUACCCUGCCUGUCUUGGAAAACCCUUUCUCAAAGAAAGUACGGUCUAUUAUUGACAUGCUUCAAGUGCAGAGAUCCCGCUACAUGAAGUUAAUAGUUGUGAAGCAAGAAGAUAAGCUGGAAAUGCUGUUCAAACACUUUCUAGUGGAGGACAAGAGCCUGAGUGGGGGGGCGUCAUAUGUGGACUUCCUGUGUCACAUGCACAAGGAGAUUCGGGAGCUACUGAGCUAGAGGAGGGAGUGGUGCUGGAACUCAGCAGUGACAUUUUAGUCUCCACUAAUGACCUGAUCGGAAGGCCCAGCGCCCUCAAAAAGGACAGCGUAGAAAUCUGUACAAUUCCAUAAUUUUUAAUACACAUUGCAUAAGCAGAAAUCCCUUCAACCUCUCCCAGUCCUGUACGAGAGAUGAAAAAUUUUCCUGGUGAGGGCU
Eurypyga helias (sunbittern) is the source of this 3689-nucleotide messenger RNA. RefSeq names its product SEC24 family member C (gene SEC24C). Bases 33 to 3491 code for a protein of 1152 amino acids. NCBI's taxonomy places the organism in Eukaryota, Metazoa, Chordata, Aves, Eurypygiformes, Eurypygidae. Gene Ontology annotation, biological process: COPII-coated vesicle cargo loading; intracellular protein transport; endoplasmic reticulum to Golgi vesicle-mediated transport. The transcript is spliced from 23 exons. Gene Ontology annotation, molecular function: SNARE binding; zinc ion binding. The record is from RefSeq and is a predicted model, not a curated record. Gene Ontology annotation, cellular component: COPII vesicle coat; endoplasmic reticulum exit site.